UUUAUUUAUUUAUAUACUAGUAACAAUUCGCACACCGCCGCUCACUCUACCACAGCAGCUACUCCUCUCCACCUCCCCUCCCCAUCCCUCGCGUCGGCAUUCCGCCCGCCUCCCGGCGAAUCCGUCGCGGCGCGCUAGCUGAAGCCCAGGCCCACGGCCAUGUCCGUCCCAGGCGUCGCCUUCCGCGCCGACGACCGCUUCUACUGCCCGCCGCCGCGCCGCCACCUGCUUAGCCGCCGUCAGCCGGCGGCGGUUGAGUGGAAGCCGAGGAGGGCGGCGAAGGAGGAGGAGGGGUUGGAGACCAACCUCGGCAGCUUCAUCGCGUCCACCGCCGUCCGCGUGCCCGCGCGCCGGCUUCCCCGGGCGGCGAGCUCGCGGGGGAGGGGCGGAGCGGCGGCCGGGGCGCCGUACUUCGAGCUCGCGGAUCUGUGGGAGGCGUUCGCGGAGUGGAGCGCGUAUGGCGCCGGUGUGCCGCUCCUGCUCGAUGGGACGGACGGCGUCGUGCAGUACUACGUCCCCUCCCUGUCGGCCAUCCAGCUGUAUGCAGCCCCGCCGCCGCCGCCGCCGCCGUCAAGCACACGACGACUUGGUGAAGAUAGUGAUGGUGACAGUGCUCACGAUAUAAGCAGUGAAAGCGACAAUGAGCAAAUAAGUGGCCGAUGUUUAGUUAACAGUAUUUCUGUAGAUCAAGAUGGUUUCUCCAGUGAUGAUAGUGAGUCUGGCAACCAGGAAUUGUACCCUGUUUUUCAAUAUAUGGAGCAUAAUGCACCAUAUGGAAGACAACCAUUAGCAGACAUGAUAUCUUUGCUUGCUAAUAGGUUUCCUGAUUUGAGGACAUACAGGAGUUGUGAUCUUCUACCAUCCAGUUGGAUUUCUGUAGCCUGGUAUCCCAUAUACAGGAUACCAACAGGACCAACAUUACAAGAUUCUGAUGCUUGCUUUUUAACAUUCCAUUCACUAUCUACACUACAUGAAGGUACACUAAGUCGGCAUCCUGAGAGAAAUGUUUUUCAUAAUAGCAAAUUUUAUGAUAUUCCUGGGAAGGUCACGCUGCCUCUUAUUGGUCUAGCGUCACACAAGUUUAAUGGUUCCAUGUGGAAGUCAAAUCAAGAGCAUGAGCAACAGUUAACUAACUCACUUCUGAAAGCUGCAGAUGACUGGCUUUGCCAGCGGCGGGUAGAUCAUCCCGAUUAUCGCUUCUUCCUUUCACACUAGAACACAUGUUUGUGAAAGUUCCCUGUGUUUUGGCGAAUAGCUCAGCCAGAUGCCCGCUAAUUAAGUGAUGACUUGACAUACAACCAUUGAGUCCACGGGCACUAAUAUCAUUAUCUCUCUUUUUCUUUUUUAAGAAAAUAGUAGAACGGGGCUUCAUUUAUGUUAUAUAGCCCCACAUUUGUUUUCACCUAGGUCUGCUUAGUUCACCAAUAUUUUGAGUUACUUCAUAGUAACUAGUUAGAUAGUCACCGAAAUUAUGCAGCAUAUCGUAGAUGCUUUUGAGUGGAUGGUAUGUGGCAAAGCUAGGUAGGCAGUGAUUGGUUAAUAUGAUGUAUACCGGUCUGCUUCAGAUAUAGCGAUGAUGACGAUAAAAUAUCUUUUUCAACAUUUUGAUUUAAGUGGGGCACAUGUUUGCUCUUUGGUGCUUGCAUGGGUUUGAGUAUGUAACUUAUAAUUGAUAUUUGGCAUGUGAGAAUAAAAUGAUAUAUGGUUGAAGCAUUACAUAU
Messenger RNA from Oryza brachyantha (malo sina), 1721 nucleotides. RefSeq lists its product as uncharacterized. Lineage: Eukaryota; Viridiplantae; Streptophyta; Magnoliopsida; Poales; Poaceae. The record is from RefSeq and is a predicted model, not a curated record. The transcript is spliced from 6 exons. Bases 160 to 1215 code for a protein of 351 amino acids.